UUCAAGAAUUUGCAGGUGACAUACAUGUAUUGAAACUUUUAAAAUGGUUAUGAGAAGACGUAUUAUAUUUUAAUGAUGAAAUUUCACUUCGUUAUUGCUGUGAUGUUGAUCGUCAUGAAGGAUAUCAGAAUAGAUUCAUUAACAGUUUCUGUAAAAUCUGAUAACCUUAUAAUCUAUGGGACGUCAGUAGAACUCCAGUGUCUGUCUGAUAAUACAUCGUCUCAGUCGUCAUGGUACUGGUUUUCUGAAAAUAAUUUACUUUUCAUAGAUGGUCAUGGUGAACAGAAUAUUAAUAAAUCAAAGUUUAUAGAACAACAAAUUAAUGACGUCACAAGACAGUUGACUAUUUUACAUUUUGCCGAGACAGAUUUUAAGAUGUAUAAAUGCAAACACGAUUUGAAAUCAGCUUCUAUCGACUUAACAUUACAGCGUUAUAGAUUAACAUAUUUGAAUAAUUCAUCAAAGCUACAAAUUCGACUAGAGAGACAGGGAUACGAUGAUCAAAUUGUGAUUUCCUUUAUGAAUACUUCAUCAACUCCUAGCUGUUACUACCAGUCGCUUAAUGCAACUGUGAGUAUCACUCAAUGUAAAUCAACAGAAAGUGGUUUUCUACUUAAUGGGAUGUGUCAGAUUGUGAUGAACAAAUCAAAGACAUGUGAAAGUCAAAAAAGCAACGUGGAAGUAAUGUGUUAUUUAGGAAAUAAACUUAGCAAGACAUUCGAGUUUUCAGCGUGUCAUAUACAAAAUGUUGCAGUUGUACAAGAAAUUGCUCUGAUAUCAGCUGUUUGUUCUGUCUUAGGUGUCAGCAUGCUAAUUUUUAUUUUUAUUAUCAUCUAUAAAAAGAAACUUUCAAAAGGACGAGAUGAAGAUCCAUGCAAGAAUUGUCAGAAGGACUCGGGUUAUAGUACUGACGUGACGAGUAAAUUUUUACAAAACGAACCAGAAUAAAGUAAUA
Mytilus californianus (California mussel) is the source of this 955-nucleotide messenger RNA. RefSeq lists its product as uncharacterized. NCBI's taxonomy places the organism in Eukaryota, Metazoa, Mollusca, Bivalvia, Mytilida, Mytilidae. The transcript has 6 exons. The record is from RefSeq and is a predicted model, not a curated record. The coding region runs from base 73 to 948 and encodes 291 amino acids.